This is a messenger RNA of Ipomoea nil (Japanese morning glory), 2334 nucleotides long. RefSeq lists its product as uncharacterized. Lineage: Eukaryota; Viridiplantae; Streptophyta; Magnoliopsida; Solanales; Convolvulaceae. The record is from RefSeq and is a predicted model, not a curated record. The coding region runs from base 1 to 2334 and encodes 777 amino acids. The transcript has 3 exons.
AUGUCACAGAGUUCGGAGCGUACACUCACCAUCACCACCGUAUCUUCCCCAAACACCAACCCCAAUUCCCUCCCAAGUGCACAUCAUUUUGUGUCACUCAAACUUACGCACCGGAAUUACCUUUAUUGGAGAACCCAGAUUAUUCCUUUUUUGCGUGGACAAAGACUGUUGGGAUUCAUCGAUGGAUCUCGACCGUGCCCGUCGCCCGUGCUUGAGGUUUCCGCCGGCGACUCUUCGGAUGGCACUCCCACCACCGUCAUUAACCCGGCCCAUGAGGCUUGGAUAGAACAAGAUGCCUCCAUCUUGUCUUUACUGAUUUCUUCAAUUUCAGAAGAAGUCAUGUACCUCACGCUUGGACAGACCACAUCGCGUGAGGUGUGGCUUGCGACGGAAACAGCCCUGGGGUCAUCAUCGCAGGUGAGAUGUCUCAAUCUCAUGGGGCAGUUCCAGUCCUUGCGGCAAGGUGACGCCUCCACGCAAGAGUACCUUGGCCGGGCACAACAUUUGGUAGAAGAUCUUGCGCUGGCUGGACGGACAAUGACAUUAUCGGAGCAGAAUUUAUAUGUUUUCCGGGGGUUGCGAACGGAAUUCCGGUCCAUGGCAGCCUCCCUGGCGGUCUCCGGUACACCGGUGACGAUCCCGCAGUUAGCCGACUAUUUACAGGCGCAACAGUUCAUCCAUGAGGAUGACUUUCCAGUUCAACAAUUGGGAAUGGCGAGUGGACAGCAGUCGGCUCUGUAUGCUGGCCGCGGCAGGUGGCAGAACGGCGACGGUUCUCAGCGCGGUGGCCAGUCGCGUGGGGGAGGUGGCCAAUCCCGUGGCGGCGGGAACCGGCGCGGCGGUCGUGGCCGUGGAAAUCAGCGAGGUGGUGGAGUCCGCUGUCAGAUCUGCCGAUCUCAGGGACACUCUGCGGCUUUCUGUUAUAAGCGUUAUUCCGAGCCACCACCCUCCCAGGCUCACGUAGCAGUCGCCGGCAAUGGAAGCGUCCCGGCGGUGACAUCCUGGCUGCCGGACACGGGAGCGUCUGCCCAUGCCACUCCUGAUUCCGGCGCUCUCGGGCAGUCCACAGAGUAUCACGGAGACGAGGUUCUAAGAGUGGGAAACGGCUCAGGUUUGGUGAUCUCGCGUGUUGGUUAUGCAGUUAUUCCUUCCGUUUCCAAAUCCUUAAAACUGAUUGCACCACGCAGGCAGUACUUCUUAAGGGACCAAGUUUCGGGGGCUUAUACUCGCUAUCAAUUCCGAAGUCACAUUACGCGUUCGUCUCGGCUCGUGCCUCUUCCCUGGUCUGGCACCAGCGUCUCGGUCACCCACAUGGCAAAUGGCGUUCCAUCCGAGCCCAAUGCACCAUGGGCCUCCAGUCCCGUUGCUCAUCACGGUGACGAGACUGCCCCGGCUCUUCCACCGCCUAACCCUAUAGGUGAAUCUCAGCCUGAGCCCCAAGCUUACGCUCGGACCCGGCGUCGAGCUAAAGAUAGGCCACAAGAGCGGAAUCAUGUAAUGCGUCUACGCCACCAGACUCGGGGAGCCGCAGAGGAGUUUCAUGCUCUCACUGCGUCAAUUCCUGAUCCUACUUGCUACUCGCAGGCAGUUGGGCAUUCCCACUGGCGAGAUGCAAUGGAUCAAGAGUUUAAUGCGUUACUACAUAACUGUACAUGGCAGCUGGUUCCUGCCACAUCAGACAUGAACAUAGUAGGGUGCAAGUGGGUUUUCCGCACCAAACGGAAAGCUGAUGGUACUAUCGAGCGCUAUAAGGCUCGCUUAGUGGCCAAAGGUUUCAAUCAGGUCGCAGGGGAGGACUUUUUUGAGACAUUCAGUCCAGUGGUCAAACCCACCACAGUCCGGAUUUUAUUAUCUCUAGCCGUGUCACGCGGGUGGACUCUACGGCAAUUAGAUGUCCAUAACGCCUUUCUUAACGGCCGUCUGUCCGAGACUGUAUAUAUGCGGCAACCUCCAGGGUAUGAGGACCCUGAUCGCCCAACUCAUGUUUGUCACUUACAGCGUUCUCUGUAUGGGUUGAAACAGGCGCCACGGGCCUGGUUCAAACGUCUACACGACUUUUUGCUCCAUACAGGUUUUGUAGCUUCGAAGACCGAUGUCUCCCUAUUUCACUACUUGGAGGGAGACUCAAGGGUAUUCCUUCUUGUCUAUGUCGAUGACAUCAUCAUGCUAGGGGAUGAUGAUGUCCUUAUUGAUCGUUUGUUGAGCAAGCUGGCUACAGCCUUCAAAAUUAGAGAUCUUGGUACGCCAACGUUCUUUUUGGGUAUAGAGACGCUACGGGUUCCCGAGGGCAUGCUACUCACUCAGCGUCGUUACAUGCAUGAUAUCUUACAGUGA